Molecule: messenger RNA, 948 nt
Organism: Suillus bovinus
Lineage: Eukaryota; Fungi; Basidiomycota; Agaricomycetes; Boletales; Suillaceae
Exons: 4
Coding region: 210-863 (217 amino acids)
Source: RefSeq, a predicted model, not a curated record
CUUACAUAUAGGACGUGACUCGGAUCAUGAUAGUCACUUGAAUGAUAAGCAAGUUGUCGCUAUUAUUGCCAUUGCAUUGAGCUCGAGAUGAUUCUUCGUCGAACUUGUCAUGUUUGCCAAUGGCUGCAGCCGGGCGGCAGAUGCCAGCUUGAGCAUGCUUCUUGCGAUCCUAUUCGUUUCAAUUUGCUGAUUUUGCUCUACGUCUGACCAUGAACAAGCUCAGAAAGCCCAAGCCACUCGCCACGAUAUGCAAUCCACCGUCAAGUGCCCAAACAACUCGAUCGGACAAUCAUAACCAAUGCUCGGUCUCUGCUCCUCCAGUAUCGAGAACGAUGCAGAUCGCGAGUGCUUCACUUGAUGCGGAAAGAAUUCCUACGGCUAAAAACACGCUGGAUUAUCCUAAGACGACAUGGUUUUCUGCGCCUGCUACUGCCAAGCCUCGCACAUUCGUCGAGCAGUACUGGGCUGCGCGUGCACUGGUGGCCGAAACGGUGCUGACAACACGUGUUCGGUAUCAGAAGGAGAUGGUAGAGGCGAGGCUAGGGAAGGAAGAGAAGCAGACGAACCAACUUGCGGCUCUCGUGCGGGCGAGCGAAGAACGACAGAGCAGGCUCGAAAAGUUCGUCGUAGCACUUUUAACAUGCUUCAUGCUUCUCUUCCUUGCGUUAAUCUAUAUACUGCUGCGUGAUUCCCCGAAAGCCAAGGGUGCCUCGCACUUUACGAUACCGAUCCUCUCCCCGUUUACUUCAGUGGUCGAACAUGAAACAGGCAUCAUCAGUGCGAGAUCCAUAUCAUUCUUUAUUGUCGUUCUAGGUAUCUUAUCAUACGCCAUCUUCCGACAUUGGUUAUCGAAGAAAGGAUAGCGUGUGGUAUAAGAUUUGGGGUGUAAUCCAUUCCGUAGUCAUGAAGACCACAACUUCGCUUCCGGCAGCACAAACUAGUCCCUAG